Molecule: messenger RNA, 849 nt
Organism: Otolemur garnettii (small-eared galago)
Lineage: Eukaryota; Metazoa; Chordata; Mammalia; Primates; Galagidae
Product: HLA class II histocompatibility antigen, DP alpha 1 chain
Exons: 4
Coding region: 85-849 (254 amino acids)
Biological process (GO): immunoglobulin production involved in immunoglobulin-mediated immune response; antigen processing and presentation of exogenous peptide antigen via MHC class II; immune response
Cellular component (GO): MHC class II protein complex; membrane
Molecular function (GO): MHC class II protein complex binding
Source: RefSeq, a predicted model, not a curated record
GCACAACUUCAGAGCUUGUCUACCCCCAGCCUGCCUCUGCUCACAAUUGUCAACUCCAGACCCCCUGUCUUCCCUGAAGACAGAAUGUUCCAGACCAGAGCUGUGAUCCUGAGAGCCCUCUGCUUGGCUUUCCUGCUGAGUCUCCAAGGAGCUGGGGCCAUCAAGGCAGACCACGUGUCAACUUACUUUGAGUUUGUACAGACUCACAGACCAUCAGGGGAGUAUAUGUUUGAGUUCGAUGAGGAUGAGAUGUUCUAUGUGGAUCUGGACAAGAAGGAGACGGUCUGGCAUCUGCCAUUGUUUGCCCAAGCCUUUUCCUUUGAGGCUCAGGGUGGGCUGGCUAACAUCGCUAUAAUGAAAGACAACUUGAAUAUCAUGAUCCGGCAUUCCAACCACAGCCAAGACACCAAUGAGCCCCCUGAGGUGACUGUGUUUCCCAAGGAGCCCGUGGAGCUGGGCCAGCCCAACACCCUCAUCUGCCACAUCAACAAGUUCUUCCCACCGGUGCUUAACGUCACGUGGCUGCGCAAUGGACAGCCGGUCACCCAGGGCGUCGGGGAGAGCCUCUUCCUGCCCAGAACAGACUACAACUUCCACAAGUUCCACUACCUGACCUUCGUGCCCUUGGCCGACGACGUCUAUGACUGCAAGGUGGAGCACUGGGGCCUGGACGAGCCCUUCCUCAGACACUGGGAGGCCCAGGAGCCCAUCCAGAUGCCUGAGACAACAGAGACUGUGCUCUGUGCCCUGGGCCUGAUACUGGGCCUGGCCGGCAUCAUUGCUGGCAUCAUCCUCAUCGUAAAGGCUCUGCGUUCUGGUCGUGACCCCCGCGCCCAGGGUUCCUUGUGA